Molecule: messenger RNA, 125 nt
Organism: Ambispora leptoticha
Lineage: Eukaryota; Fungi; Glomeromycota; Glomeromycetes; Archaeosporales; Ambisporaceae
Source: the annotation of a GenBank genome assembly
AUGGUUGCACAUCAUGAUAAUAUAGUACGAUUCUUUGAAAUCACACAAGAUCCGAACACCGAAAAAUACUAUAUGGUUCUUCAAUUCGCAAAAAAUGGCGACCUUCAAUAUAUUAGUGCACGAUG